Messenger RNA from Gloeophyllum trabeum ATCC 11539, 324 nucleotides. RefSeq lists its product as uncharacterized. The record is from RefSeq and is a predicted model, not a curated record. The transcript has a single exon. The coding region runs from base 1 to 324 and encodes 107 amino acids. NCBI's taxonomy places the organism in Eukaryota, Fungi, Basidiomycota, Agaricomycetes, Gloeophyllales, Gloeophyllaceae.
AUGACGAGCGCGAGCUACGCGCGCGAGGAGCGGUGGGCGCCGCUGCCGCUGAGCGCCCGGAAAUGGGAAGACACCGCCGCUGGACCAGAUAAUCGCGCUUCGGUGGGCACCCGGGCUUCACCCCGACCGUCCCUACAUGUUCAGGACGACUUUGCCGGCGAAGCGGCAUAUGAGCGGACAAUGGCGAUGCGGGAGCGUCCAAGUGCGCCGCGGAUGAAGGAGGAGCAUGUGUGGGGAGUCAGGGAGGACUGGGGGGAGAAGGCGAGCGAGUGGGGAAGGGGCGUUGCAGCGUAUCGCGGGAGGGAGGGUACGGGAUCGCGGUGA